Andrographis paniculata is the source of this 342-nucleotide messenger RNA. Its product is annotated as secreted RxLR effector protein 161-like. Bases 1 to 342 code for a protein of 113 amino acids. The record is from RefSeq and is a predicted model, not a curated record. The transcript is spliced from 2 exons. Lineage: Eukaryota; Viridiplantae; Streptophyta; Magnoliopsida; Lamiales; Acanthaceae.
AUGGCUAAAGAGGUCAGUCUGAUUAAUGAGGUCAAAUGCAUGUUGAGUCAUAACUUUGAAAUGAAAGAUUUGGGGCUAGCCGACGUCAUCCUUGGAAUGAAGAUUCUAAGACAAGACGAAGUACUCGAAGGGUACUGCGAUGCCGAUUGGAUAUCUGAUGCAAAAGACUCACUGUCUAUAAAUGGAUAUGUAUUUAUGAUUGAAGGAGGAGUUGUUUCGUGGAAAUCUACCAAACAGAUGUGCAUUGCACGGUUCACAAUGGAAUCGGAGUUCAUCGCCUUGGACAAAGCUGGCGAAGAAGCCGAAUGGCUGAGGAACUUCAUGGAUGAUAUUCCAUAUUAG